Molecule: messenger RNA, 624 nt
Organism: Aspergillus neoniger CBS 115656
Lineage: Eukaryota; Fungi; Ascomycota; Eurotiomycetes; Eurotiales; Aspergillaceae
Exons: 5
Coding region: 164-547 (127 amino acids)
Source: RefSeq, a predicted model, not a curated record
AAGAAGUCCCAUUCUGGAUCCUGGUACAUUCCUAUGUCCAAGCUACUAGUAUAUAAGGUUGGUAAAAUCAGCAUGUCAUGUUCGAUUAUACUACUAGCUCUAUCCUCAACUUUGAACUCAAAACCCCCUCAAACUGAACUCUAUUUCAAUCACAUACCUCAAUAUGCGCAUUGGAUUUGUUUUCUGUGCAAUCAGCACCCUUGUCAUACUUCCUCUCGGCCAAUGUCGGCCGCUUGAUGCUAGCUGCUGCCAACUACAGGCACUUGACACCCGUCUUGAGAGCCUUCUACAUUUCAUGGAUCAGGCUCACACUGAAGACCAAAACGUCUAUCCCAAUGACAGGAUAGAAAAAUUACAUGGAGCCCGCCCCCUGAUCGAAUACUCGAGCGAUUCAAUGCACCAAAUGAAAGAACAGCACUGCAGCAGAGUUGAUCAAGGAGAUGAGACAAUUAGCCGUCGUCAGACAACCCAUGAAAUGCUACUUGAAACUCUUCUAGAGACUUUGGAUUAUGUACUUAAGGGUGGCACCGACCCAACUCAAUCUUGAAGCUGGUAGUAGGGAAGCAAGCGACGAUCCAAGAAUCAUUACUGCUCUUUCGUACUUUGUUGGUAAACAUGUCUGAG